Haemonchus placei is the source of this 3222-nucleotide messenger RNA. NCBI's taxonomy places the organism in Eukaryota, Metazoa, Nematoda, Chromadorea, Rhabditida, Trichostrongylidae. The record is from the annotation of a GenBank genome assembly.
CUGUCAUUAAUCCAGGGAGAAAAGCAGCGCUCUGUCAUUUUCAGAGGUGAUCUGUCGACGGAGAAGUUAGAUCGAAAGCCAGUGUCCGUUGCUGAACUGUUCCGAUAUGCUUCCCGAAAGGACUGCCACUACGUAGCUGCUGGCUUCGCACUUGCAGUCGUAGUCGGAGCAAUCAUGCCGUUGACGUGCAUCUUUGGAGGACUUUAUGCCAACAUUUAUCUGAUGAACACCGAUAAUUAUUUUCUCUCGUUGGCCAGUCAUAAUAUUGUUGGUCGUAUACGUAAGGAAUUUGUGAAAGCAGUACUGGCACAGAACGCCGCGUGGUUUGACGAAAACAACGCAGGGACGAUCACCACGCAGCUGAACGAGAACGUGGCUCAAAUUGAAGAUGGAAUUGGUGACAAGAUCGGAAUGCUGGCAAGAGGAGUGACAGUGUUCAUCGCCAGCGCCGUUUUUGCUUUUUACUACGACUGGCGUAUUACUCUGGUGUGCAUUUGGGACGGUCCUGUAAGCGCCAUAACCAUGGCUAUCAUGUCAAGGCUCUCUUCGCCACCAAUGCAGGGAAUGAUGUCAGUUUCUGGUGAAGCUGGUGCGAUAGCUGAAGAAGCCAUUAUGAACGUCAAAACAGUUGCAGCUUGCAACGGUCAAAAGUAUAUGGUUAAAAAAUAUGAAGAGCAACUGAGAAGAGGAGUAUCGUUUGCUAUUCGAUAUAGCUUCAUCAAUGGAUUUUGCGAAGGUUUCAUGUUCUUUCAACUGUAUAUUUUCUACGCGGCUGCUUUCCUAUAUGGAAUUCCGAGCUAUUAUAAUGGUAUCACUGCUGAACCUGGAACGAUUUUUAUUGUGGCCUCUACAGUUCUGUUAGGUGAGAACAAGAAGAAUAUCGUACCCGUCGGCAUUUUAGGCUCCUACUUUUUUGGACUGCUCGGUCCUCAUAUGAUGGCCAUCAUGAAGGCAAGAAUAGCUGCAGCGAUCAUCUAUGAAACGAUUGAUCAAGCUCAGGAUAUCGUUUCCAAAGAGGGAAAAGAACUGAGGGCGUGCAAAGGUCGAUUGGAAUUCAGGGACGUUCAUUUCAAAUACCCAACCAGAAGCUGCUGUGAAGAAAGAGUUGCCACAGCGAAUCGCUAUUUCUUCAGGGAGACGCCUAUACUGCAAGGUCUCAGUUGGGUAGCGGAACCUGGAGAGACGAUUGCGUUCAUCGGCCUCUUGACUCGGCUUUACGACUGUGACAAAGGAUCAGCUCUCCUUGAUGGUCAAGAGAUUCGAUCGAUUAGAACGAGUGAUUUGAGAAAGAUGAUCGGCAUUGUCCAGCAAGAGCCUUGUCUUUUUAAUGGCACAAUUCGUGAGAACAUAGUGCUUGGCCGGUCAGUCACCGACGAACAAGCCGAAGAUGCUGCUCGAAUAGCGAAUGCUCACGAUUUCAUCAUGAAACUGGACAAAGGCUACGACACCAUUAUUGGAUCUGGCGGGGUCUCACUUUCGGGAGGACAGAAGCAGAGGAUCGCUAUCGCUCGAGCGGUGGCAACUCAGCCGAAAAUUUUGCUUUUGGACGAGGCUACGAGUGCACUGGAUUCUGAAAGCGAAAACGUAGUGCAGCUUGCUCUGAACAGGGCGUCUCGUGGUCGCACAACGAUAGUCAUUGCUCACCGCUUGAGCACCUUGAAGGAUGUCCAGCGGAUUUAUGCCAUUCAGGACGGGAAAGUAGUGGAAGAAGGCACUCACUUCGAGCUGUUGGAAAAAGGAGGCCUGUAUAGCGCUCUAGCAGCAGCUCAAGAAGUGGGUUUCGGUGGAUGGUCAGGUGAAGCUACCACAGCGAAUAUGCGUGUGAAGGUUCUGAAAAGUCUACUGAGCCAAGAAGCCGAGUACUUCGAUCGGCCUCAGUGCAGUAAUGCUGCCUGUGUCGCUGAACUCUCCACGAAAGCACCGGAUGUUCAAGCGUGUCUCGACUACCGUUUCAUGCUGAUGGUGAACAAUAUGUGUGCUGUGGUCGUUUGUAUUCCACUGUCUAUUAUCGCCUGUUGGGAGAGUGGAGUGGCCAUGACCGUUUUGUUGGCUUUGUUCAUUGUCAGCAUGUGGAUUACCAGUAACAGAAUUUCUGCCAGUAUGGAAAAGAAGUCCGAAAAUGACAAAACUCCUGAACUCUCCAUUGAAGUGUUCGAGCACGCCAAAACUAUCCAACUGUUGGCCGUUGAGGAUUACUUUUUGCAAAAAUAUGAAAGUUACGAGGCCGUUGUCAAGGAACAAGAGAGAUGGACAACGAUAUAUCAGUCGAUCCAGUUCGGGCUCACCCAGUCUUACAUCUAUUUUUCCGAUCUGGUAACCUACGGAAUUGGAGCUAGCAUGAUUUACUUUGGACGUGUUGAUUCGAAGGACACAGUCGUGUCGGCAACAAGUGCAAACUUUGCUGGAUGGGCUGUAAUAUUUGCAUCAGCAGCUCUGGGUGAUUUCGUUCGAUCACAUUUUGCUGCUCAAUCUUUGUAUGCCCUCAUCGACAGCUAUAAAAAGGCGGAAGGCGGUGCAACACCUGAACUGAAUGGAUCCAUCAAAGUUGAAAAGGUGACCUUCAGCUACCCAUCACGGCCAGAUGUGAAGGUUGCCCAAAAUCUAAAUCUCAUGGCACGAUGUGGUCAGGCCAUAGCCCUUGUGGGAGCAUCGGGCUGUGGGAAGAGUACAGUAAUCCAGCUUCUGGAGAGAUUCUACGAACCGGACAGUGGUAAUAUUAAAAUCGACAACCACGAGCUGAAGCAGUUGUGUCGCGUUCACCUUCGGAACAACAUCGCCCUCGUAGGGCAGGAGCCUAUCCUUUUCAAAGGGUCGAUCAUCGAAAACAUCACGCUGGGACUGGAAGAUGUCAGUGUAGCCGAGGUACAGGAGGCAUGCAGGCAGGCGAAUGCGGCCAACUUUGUUGAAGCCUUCCCUCAGGGGUACGAAACUGAUGUUGGCGAGAAGGGAGGCAGUCUAUCAGGUGGUCAGAAACAACGUAUCGCCAUAGCCAGAGCUUUGAUUCGCAAGCCUAAAGUGGUUCAAAAUGCGUUGAACGAAGCAAGCCAUGGCAGAACGUCGAUAACAAUAGCACAUAGAUUGAGUACCGUUAGAGACGCUGAUAGGAUCUACUACAUUGAAAAUGGUGCCGUUGUGGAGUAUGGAACACAUGAGGAGCUCAUUGAAGCUGACGGCAAAUAUGCCCUGCUGGUGAAGGCACAACAACUUGCCAAAACGGAUUGA